Varanus komodoensis (Komodo dragon) is the source of this 1210-nucleotide messenger RNA. RefSeq names its product bradykinin receptor B2 (gene BDKRB2). The transcript is spliced from 2 exons. NCBI's taxonomy places the organism in Eukaryota, Metazoa, Chordata, Lepidosauria, Squamata, Varanidae. The record is from RefSeq and is a predicted model, not a curated record. Gene Ontology annotation, biological process: neutrophil chemotaxis; G protein-coupled receptor signaling pathway; immune response. The coding region runs from base 56 to 1210 and encodes 384 amino acids. Gene Ontology annotation, molecular function: bradykinin receptor activity. Gene Ontology annotation, cellular component: membrane.
AAUCAGAAGAAAGGCCAAAAUUCAACAUGGAUUAACAAUCAGUACCUGUUUUCCAAUGGACAAUCAAGAAGCAACUGCUACCAUCAUGGCCGAAAACGUUACCACCAUUUCCAGUGUCACAGCCACCGGGAAAUCUGAGAUGAUUCUGUUCACUCAGCAAAGUGCAACUGCCUACAAUUCCUCCUGUCCUUGGCCAGAGGAAUGGAAUUGGCUGCUGCAAAUCCAGCCCAUAUUCCUUUGGCUCCUUGCUGUUGUUGGAAUAGUAGAAAACAUGUUCGUCCUCAGCAUUCUGUGCCUCCAUAAGAGCCGCUGCACAGUGGCGGAGGUCUACUUGGCGAACUUAGCAAUGGGUGACCUCCUGUUACUCUCCGGUUUGCCUUUCUGGGCUCUCUAUAUAGACAAUAAUUUUAAUUGGCCCUUUGGGCUCACCUUUUGCAAAGUCAUCAAUACGAUCCUUUAUAUGAACCUGUACACUAGCAUUUACUUCUUGGUCAUGGUGAGCAUUGAUCGCUACCUGGCCUUGGUGAAAACCAUGUCUCUGGGACGUUUGCGCCGACCUUGGUGUGCCAAAUUGAACUGCCUGAUCAUCUGGAUCUCUGCAUUGCUCCUAUGUACUCCUGUCCUGAUGUUCAGGUCAUUAGCGUAUAUGGCAGAUUCUAACACUACAGUCUGCAUCUUGGAUUACCCAUCCCUUGAUGUGUGGAUAAUUCUCACAAACACUUUGCUGAAUACCGUGGGCUUUCUGAUGCCUCUCUGUGUCAUUACCUUCUGUACCAUUCAGAUCAUCCAAGCUUUACGAAACAGCGACAUUCAAAAGAUCAAAACCUUUCAGAGGGAGAAAAGAGCCACCAUCCUGAUUUUUGUUGUCCUUCUUCUAUUUAUUGUCUGCUGGCUUCCUUUCCAGCUCACCACAUUCUUGGCAACAUUGCAUCAAAUCAAGGUUUUUUCUGGUUGCCCUGCUGAACAAGCCAUCGAUGUGGCUUCCCAGAUAGCCACCUAUUGCAGCUUCAGCAACAGUUGCCUCAACCCAAUAGUGUACGUCAUUGUUGGUAAACAUUUCCGAAGAAAAUCUAAGGAAGUCUACUCAAAUAUGUUUCUUCGGAGACGUAGCAAAUCACCAUCUGUCCAAAUGGGGACUACCAUGGAAACUCUCCGAAUGUCCUUUUCAGUAGAACAACAAAGGAAAAAGUCUGCUGUUAAUGUGCUAUGA